Molecule: messenger RNA, 1923 nt
Organism: Schizophyllum commune H4-8
Lineage: Eukaryota; Fungi; Basidiomycota; Agaricomycetes; Agaricales; Schizophyllaceae
Product: FAD/NAD(P)-binding domain-containing protein
Exons: 11
Coding region: 28-1728 (566 amino acids)
Molecular function (GO): monooxygenase activity
Source: RefSeq, a predicted model, not a curated record
AUUCCCUCCUUGCCUCCUUCCCUUGCCAUGGCAGUCGACGCUCUUCCUCCCAAGCACUCCCAAAUUCUGGUCAUCGGAGGUGGACCGUCGGGCAGUUACGCCGCGUCGGUGCUGGCGAGAGAGGGAAUGGAGGUCACUCUGCUCGAAGCCGCAGAAUUUCCCAGAUACCACAUAGGCGAAAGCCUCAUCCCCUCUGCGCGGCACUACCUAAAGUUCAUCGACGCGGAAGAGAAGCUGGUGCAGGCUGGCUUCAAGCAUAAGCCAGGCGCUGCCAUCAAGUUCAACCAGCACAAAAAGGAAGGAUAUACCGACUUUGUGGCACUUGGGAUUCACAAUAGCUCAUGGAACGUCAUACGCUCCCAAUUCGAUGACCUUCUGCUCAAGCAUGCUCGUACUUGCGGCGUCGAAGUGUUCGAGCGGACGAAGGUCGGCUCGGUCGAGUUUAGCGCCCAAGAUACGAGGCGCCCGGUCAUCGUCAACUGGACACACACGACCAAGGCAGGAUUCGCCUCUGCUUCCGUUCCGAGUCGCACCACGGGCCGCACGACCUUCGACUACCUCGUCGACGCAUCCGGUCGCGCAGGCGUUAUGUCGACCAAGUAUAUGAAAAAUCGGCACUUCAACGAGUCGCUGAAGAACAUCGCGAUCUGGGGAUACUGGCGCGGUGCGGGGACGUACGGGAUGGGGACAAGCAGGGAGGGCGCGCCAUGGUUCGAGGCUCUGACGGACGAGUCAGGCUGGGCGUGGUUUAUACCUCUCCACGAUGGUACUACGUCCGUCGGCGUGGUCAUGAACCAGCAGAUGUUCACGGAAGGCGCAAAAUGGGCCUCGAUGUCGCCUUUCUCCCCCGAAGCAGCUCCCAAUCCUCGCGGUUCGACAAUGACGAGUCGCUACCUUGCGGCUCUCGGCAACGCACCUCAGGUUGUCGAGCUGCUCUCGGAGCACGCGCGGAUGGUCGAGGAUAGCGUCAAGAGUGCGUCUGACUACUCGUACAAGGCUACGGAGCACGCGGGCCCGAAUUUCAGGAUUUGUGGGGAUGCCGGAGCCUUCAUCGACCCUUGCUUCUCAAGCGGCAUUCACCUAGCGCUCACCUCCGCCAUGUCGGCUGCGGCGAGUAUCUGUGCGGCAAUCCGCAGUGACUGUACGGAGGAAGCCGCGGGAAAGUGGCAUACGGAGAGGGUGAUGACGAGUUACACGCGCUUUCAGCUCGUCGUGCUCAGCGCGUACAAGCAAUUCCGCAAUCAGGCGGAGGACGUGCUGUCAGAUAUAGACGAGGACAACUUUGAUCGCGCGUUUGCGAUGUUCAGGCCGGUCAUCCAAGGUGGUGCGGACAUCGGUAUCCGUCUCUCAGAAGACGAGCUACAGCGGUCGCUGGACUUCUGCGCGAAUCUGUUCAAUCCCACGACUCCGGAGCAGCAUGCUGAGCUUGUGCUAGGAGGGAAAAUUGCGAAGGACCUACUCGAUGUCAAUAAGCCGGUGGUGGAUCGUGCAGUCCUAGACGAGGCGCUGCAUGUGCGCGAUGAGAAGAGCGGCGAGGCGCGACUUGGAGGAACCGACGGCGUUCGGUCAGAGAGGCGCGGCGAGACGCAGCUGGUGCUGGACAAGAUCAACGCGCGCAGGGUGAUCCAGCCGGAGUAUGCGAUCAGCAACAUGGAAGAUGAAGGUAUAGAUGGAUAUGCGGUCAGGUUGCAGAGGGGCAAUUUGGGGCUGAACAAGGUUCUCUCUUGAAUGAUAAAGCAAUGAUUCUCUAUGGAUAGAUGCAGGGUAUGGACUAAGAAAUUAUUGUGAUACGAUGCGUUCACUUCAGUAGCUAUAAAACUCAGCCUCAGGUGGCAUCCUAUCAAUAUUGGGCAACGGGCCCUCCUUUCCUUUUGGGCAGGUCCAUCGCUUACCCUCGCACCAGUCCGCAAGUGUGGCUUUCCG